Messenger RNA from Durusdinium trenchii, 1905 nucleotides. The record is from the annotation of a GenBank genome assembly. Lineage: Eukaryota; Dinophyceae; Suessiales; Symbiodiniaceae.
AUGGCAUGGUGGCAGGGCUAUGGCGGUGGCUCGUGGGGCAGCGGCUGGGGUGGCAAUGACUGGAAGCGAAAGCGGGAUAGCCAGGAACCGAAAUGGAAAAGCAAUGAGCACAAAUGCAAGCAGUGCAGGAAGUGGGAAUCUGAAGGUGAAUGGGAAGGCAAAAGCUUUUACUGCGCCCGCUGCUCUGCAAAGUUUGCGGAGCAGGGUCACAAAGAAGACUACCAUGAGGAUUCUGGCCGGGCCUGUGAGCCUUGGUUAGUGACAUACAAGGAGAAGUGGAAGGACCUCAUAGAGAUGGAAUGGCAAGAGGAGCUACGGGUCGUGGAGGAUCGACUUCAGCACUGGCCAUUGGCCAAGUUGGUGGGACAGGGAUUUUGCAUCACGGACCUGGAAGCUCGAAAGAGAGGCAACUUCUUCGGCAAGGCAAAGAUUGUUUUCUCGAAGCUGGACAUGCCAAGGCACCAGUUCUCUUCUGGGGAUGAAGUCAUCGUCUCCUUAGGCAACCCUUUGGACAAGAAGGCGUGGAAGGGUACCUGUGCAGCAGUUCGGGGAGAGUGGGAGAGGCUGGGUAUGAGCCGCAUAGCCAUCGUCGCCGACAGCCCUCCAUGGACUUUGUCUGGCCGUUGGCGAUUGGAUUGUGGGGCCAACAAGACAGCAUACGAGAGGACAGCCGCUGAAUUGAACGCCUCUCAGCAGGCGGCCAUCCAAGCUGUUGAAGCCUUCAACCUUGGCUUAAUUCAAGGACCACCAGGUACAGGCAAAACAACAACCACUUGCCAGAUGAUCAGCGGCAUGGUAGAGCGGAGGAAGAAGGAGGGCUUGCGAUCUUGUGGCGUUUUGGUUGCAGCAGAUAGUAAUGUCGCAGUCGACCAGCUACUGUCUGGUCUAAUUCGACUGGGAGUGAAGGCACUACGCAUCGGCUUCCCCUCGAAGGUAAGUCAAGAGUUGCGGCAGCACACGCUGCUGGCGCAAGCGGAAGAACACCCACUGAAUGCAAAAAUUGAAGAGACGCGGGCAGCUCUCGCGCAGGUGAAAGAUGCACUGUACUCAGGACAGCUGAAGGGGAAAGGAAAAGGCUUGGCGCAUCGUGAUAUAUCGCUGCAUGUGCGAGACAUCCAGAAGUUUGAGCAGCAGGUAAGUGAUGAGCUGAUCGAUGCAGCGGAAGUUGUUUGCUCGACACUCAUUGGCUGUGGCUGUGAUGCCUUGCUGCAGAGCUCCUUCGACACAGUCAUCAUCGAUGAAGCAUCACAAGCCACAGAGCCACGGUGCUUGGUGGCUUUCCAGAAAGCAAAGAAGCAAUUCAUUAUGGUGGGUGAUCAGAAGCAACUGCCACCAGUCGUGCUAUGUCAAGCUGCUGCAGAGAAAGGACUGCAGUAUUCCUUGUUUGAUCGGCUGCUGAACUCGCCAACGCUCUUCAAUGAGGAAAUAAACAUGUUGCAGGUGCAGUACCGCAUGCACCCCCUGAUCAGAAAGUGGCCGAGCAUGCAGUUCUAUGGCAACAAGCUGCAGGAUGGCCUGUGCAGCCAGUCAUUUGCUUCAAGCCUCAUGAGCCAGCCAUUCCUCUCACAGUCCUAUCGACGGAAAACGCCGAUCCUCUUCCUUGACACAUCAUCCACUUCGGCCGAUUUCUUGGCAGCUUUUGGUGGAAAUGUGAGCUUCGAGAACUUUGAGAGCCAAAACAACGAAGGGAGCAAGUACAACCUUUUGGAAGUUGAACUGGUGAAGGUCGUGUUGAAGAAACUGAUGCAGGAGAUGAACCCCCCUGAAAUUGUGGCCGGCCUGCGAGUUCUCGCGGGCCAGCACCAAUCUGGAGCCCUGGUGCCUGCUCGGGUAGCUGUGCCGUUGCUAGCAGCUUUGCUGCCCAUGCGGCAGGGGACCUUGAGAAGUUUCGUGGAGAAGGCGUGA